This is a messenger RNA of Limanda limanda (common dab), 1555 nucleotides long. It is a transcript of the gene ankrd10b, whose product is annotated as ankyrin repeat domain 10b. The record is from RefSeq and is a predicted model, not a curated record. Gene Ontology annotation, molecular function: protein binding. The transcript is spliced from 6 exons. NCBI's taxonomy places the organism in Eukaryota, Metazoa, Chordata, Actinopteri, Pleuronectiformes, Pleuronectidae. The coding region runs from base 144 to 1160 and encodes 338 amino acids.
CUCACAUCACAGCCAUACAGCAGGCAGGGUGGCCCUGAUACAUACACACACUCACACACACACACACCCACACUCACACUCCACCAUCCACGGCAACAAUCCUCUUCUCGUCCCGUCGUCUCUUCACCCCGCGGUCCUCCAACAUGUCGGCGGCGGUGGAGUCCGGCUUCUCCAGCGAGGAGGUGCUGAACAGCCGCUUCCCUCUGCACCGGGCGUGCAGGGAUGGAGACGUCGGCGCCUUGUGCUCCCUGCUCCAGUGCACCUCCAACCCGGCGGACCUCGGCGUGGAGGACAGCUUCUACGGCUGGACGCCCGUACACUGGGCCGCUCACUUCGGGAAGCUGGAGUGUGUGAUGCGUCUGGUCCAGGUGGGAUGUGGUGUGAACUCGAUGACCUCCAGGUUUGCACAGACGCCCACUCACAUUGCUGCAUUUGGGGGCCACCCUAAGUGUGUGUUAUGGCUUCUGCAAGCUGGUGCAGACAUUAACAGACAGGACUAUGUGGGCGAGACGCCCAUCCACAAGGCUGCUCGUGCGGGCAGUCUGGAGUGCAUCAACGCUCUCUUGACUCAGGGAGCGAAAGCUGAUGUGAGGAAUGCCAGUGGGCUGACCGCUGCCGACCUGGCCCACGCCCAGGGAUUCCAGGAGUGUGCGGAGAUUCUCUCCAAUGCCCAGAACUUCCAACAAAACAUGGUUCUGUCCCAAAACGGGACUAUUCUGAACGGCAUGAGCCAGAAUGGUGGCCACGUCCAGGGCCGCAGCUUCUUGAAUGGCGUCCCCAACCGAAAGAGGUCAUUCGAUGGCAUGGAAGCAAACCCAGGGAAGAAGGCAAGACCUAACGGUAUGAGCAUGACACCAGAGAUGCUGAAUGGGAGCAGGCCACUAGGUGGGGCUGGAGAGACCCAGAUGGAGAGCAUGGAGCUGAUGGCAACUGUAACCUCAGUGGCAGGUGAAGGACCCUGCGUGGAUCUUUACUCAAACGGUCACAAUGCACUGCAGCCUCCUCUGGGAUUUGACGUGGCAGCAGCGAUCCUCUACAGUGACUCGCCUGAGAUCAACAGCUCCGCAGGCAGCCUGGUGGAGCACCUGAAGUCAGUUAAAGUACAGCAGCUGUAUGACCAAGUCUUCUUCAGCACCAUGCUCCUACACCCUGGAUCAUAAAGAACGAAGGAACUAGCUGGCUGUCCUUUUGUUGCUUGAAUGUCAUGUCAGCUUAAACAAGAAUUAAUUUGCCUUAAAAGCCAGAGUGGUCCGUUAUUAAUUGAUGCAUUUAUUUUUUGUUGUUGUAAAGGGCAGGCCCGUUGUGCAUGAAUCUGAAAUGUGUAAGUGAUGAGGUUGAUUAACAAGUGGAUUGUUGUUUUUGUAGUUUUUUAAAGUUUAAUUAAACUGUAAAUAGCCAUUUUCUGUUUUACACUUAAGUUGUUAUCUGAAGUUUAAACCAAUGCCAGGUCUCCUGAUUCGGCCUCCACUAGAAGUGGGGUGAUCCCUUUCUUUAUUAACAGAAACAAAUGCAUCCCAUGCUACUCAUUGAUAAUAAAAAAACGGUUUACAUUUUU